This is a messenger RNA of Anthostomella pinea, 4230 nucleotides long. NCBI's taxonomy places the organism in Eukaryota, Fungi, Ascomycota, Sordariomycetes, Xylariales, Xylariaceae. The record is from the annotation of a GenBank genome assembly.
AUGGACGAGGAGGCGUCUUUGUCGGAAAGCUCAAGCUCCGAGGAGCUGACUCCAAGCCCGGAUCGUACAUUUGUUUCUCCUCGAAGCCACGAUGACUCGCCCACCUCUUCAACCAUCGAGCUCACCCCUCGAGCUGCGGAGCCUCCUGCAGAUAGCCAAGUCGACGGUCAGGUCGUCAUCAACGCUCGUGCGUACCAGCUCGAGAUGUUUGAAGAGAGUCUGAAGCAAAAUAUCAUCGUUACUUCCAUCUGCAUCUUUGCGACUUAUACUGACGUCGAGGAGAUCGUAUGGUUUCUAGCCCCGACUGUCGCUCUCUGCGAACAACAGCUACGGGUUCUCCAAUCCCAGAUACCAGCUGCUCAGAUGAAGUCUCUUAGCGGUAAGGAUGGCGUUGACACCUGGUCGGAAACCAGAAUAUGGGACGACUACUUGAAGAACGUUCAUAUAGUUGUAUCCACCUAUCAAAUCCUGCUCGAUGCUGUUUCACACGCAUUCGUACGACUAGAUCAGCUUUCACUCAUAGUCUUCGAUGAAGCACACAACUGUACCGGAAAAUCUCCAGGAAGCAAGAUUAUGGAGCAUUACCGCAUAAACCAGGCGGCUGGCCUUCCAUGCCCGUGGAUCCUGGGCCUCACGGCAAGUCCGAUUAUGAGAUCAAGACUUGAGGCUAUUGAGCAGAUCGAGCGGACCCUAGAUGCUGUCUGCAAAAGCCCAAAUAUCCACCGAGCACAGUUGAUGUCCGCGGUGAAACGCCCAACCAUGUCAUGUAUUAGUUAUACAUUCCCGGAGACGGACCCGCUUACCAACAGUAUGAAGAGUCUAAUAGGCGUACUGCACAGCUUAGACAUCUUCAAAGAUCCUACCAUACUACGUUUGAAGACUCGAAACGACGAGCGUAGUCAGGUUGCUCUCGAAACACACCUGAUGAGGAGAGAUACGUAUGUCUCGAAGCAGAUGCAGUCCCUGUGCCGCAAAAGCGUGGAGAUUCGGAAGGAGCUUGGAUCAUGGGCGGCAGACUACUUCAUCAAUAUUGCUGUGAACCAAUUCCUACAUUCAGUCAGCCAGAACGACUUGUGGUUCGACACCUGGCAGACCGAGGAGAAACAGUACCUCGCACAAUACCUGAAGAAGGUCGAGAGAAUUUCACCUCAGCCACUCGAGGAGCACAUAUCGGACAUGUCUAGCAAGCUCACGGCUCUCAUACAAAAACUCUCAUCGGCAACGAAAGACACUGUUGGAAUCAUCUUCGUUCGCGAAACAGUUACUGUCGCCAUAUUGACGCAGAUGCUAUCGGGCCUUCAGACCAUAAGGAGUCGCUUCAGGAUCGGUUCUAUGGUUGGCACCAGCAACUACGGUGCACGCAAGCGAGACCUCGGCGAACUCAACCGAGACAAUAGCUUCCUAGAUCUGGAAGAUUUUCGGGCAGGUAGACUCAAUCUUCUGAUAGCCACGAGCGUACUCGAAGAGGGUAUUGACGUGCCGGCUUGUAACUUGGUCAUAUGUUUUGACAAGCCAGCCAACUUGAAGUCAUUCAUUCAGAGACGAGGACGAGCCAGGAUGCAAGAUUCGAGGCUUGUAUUGCUCUUGGAAGGAGCAUCAACCCAACAAGACGAGUGGAUCGCCCUGGAGAACGAGAUGAAGAAGCGAUACGAAGAUGACAUGAGGCAGGUCCAGAAACUUGCGGAGAUUGAGGAAUCCGACUCGUCUCCGGACAUCAGACCCCUAUAUAUACCACAGACGAACGCACGCCUCGACUUUGACCAAGCUAAGUCUCACCUAGAGCACUUCUGCAAUGUGGUUGCAUCGCGCCGCUACGACUCUCAGCCGUAUUAUCGCAUACAACAUAUGGCGGCCUCUGAGGACGGCCUCCGGCAAAUCAGAGCGACGGUUGUCCUCCCUGGGUUCUUACCCCCUACUCUCCGUCGGAUAGACAGCAGUGGGGUGUGGCAUUCAGAGAAGAACGCCUGCAAGGAUGCUGCUUUCCAAGCAUACAAGAGACUUCACGAAGAGGGAUUUGUCAACGACAAUCUGAUGCCGCUUAAUCGCGAGAUAAUGGAAGGAAUUGAGCCUCGAAACUCCAAAGAGGAAGUCAAUGGGCUUUGGGAUCCAUGGCAGCCAAUCGCCCACGCUUGGGGGAAACCUAAGGAGUUGAUACAGCGACCGCUACUCUUGAAGGACAAAGAGCAAAGAGUUAUAUGCGAGUACUACGCAACAUUACCAUGCCACUUUCCGAAACCUCCUCCCUUCAACGUCUUCUGGGAUGCGACAGAAACUUGGACAGUUGAAUUCAGGGAGGCCAUCGUCGUAUCGGAAGAAGACCUCAAAGCCGACCAGAGCACAGCUUUGCUUGAUCUAGCUUAUCGCCAUCGCCGCCGCCCCUUGAAAGACGUUCAGCAUGUUCUACAUAUCGAAUCAUCUGAUCAGAUCCCAUACCAGCAACUCGUUGGUCAACACAGUAUCGAAAAGGACUUACUUGGCACUAAUGCCCUGGUACGGAACCGUGGAGCACCUUUUCUCUUCAACGCAUGGAUGCCUUCCAAGCCUCUUGACUCAGCGCUACAUGUUUCAAGUAUGGUACGCGAUGAGCCAGCCGAUGUGCCUUGGUUACACCUCAAGAAAUGGCCAAGACGGGAAGACUUUCUCCAUCCCGUGCACUCUAAUCCCUCAACGGCAACAGUGUCCAAGCGAAGACACGUCCUAUGGCCAGCGCAUCAUUGCCGCUUGGACGGCGUUGGCGUGUCCAAAGUGCGCUUCGGAGCUCUUAUUCCGUCGAUCGUGCACAUGAUAGAGAUAAAUCUCAUAGCGCAUGAGCUCUGUAAUACCGUACUGAGAGACGUAGGCUUCUCCGAUAUCUCAUUGGUCGUCACAGCCCUUAGCUCACGCGCAGCUUCCGAGUCGACGGAUUACGAGAGGCUGGAGUUCCUCGGGGACUCGAUCCUGAAGUCGUUGGCAACAGCAUGUGUGACAGCCGAAUAUCCCGAUGACCCUGAAGGAUAUUUGUCUGCAAAGAAAGAUCGAAUCGUAUCGAACGGGAGGCUAUGUGAGUCUUGCAAAGACACGGGUUUAGACAAGUUUAUUCUCACCAAGGCGUUCACUGGUGCGAAAUGGGGGCCUCGGUACGUCGAAGACAUUGUUCAGAUCGGUUCGAACGCAACAAACAAGAGGAUGAUGUCAACGAAGACGCUAGCAGACGUUGUCGAAUCCCUGAUAGGCGCGGCGUUCGUGGAUGGUGGAAUGCCUAAAGCUCUGGCGUGCUUGCGAAUAUUCAUCCCGGACGUCAAUUGGCACAGUCUAAAUGAUGCCUGUAUCAUCCUGUACAACCAGAAGCAGAUGAGUUCACAGCUUCCGUCGAUCCUUUCUCCCCUGGAAGAGCUGCUCGGGUAUAAAUUCCGCAACAAGGCGUUGCUGCUCGAGGCUGUGACGCAUUUCUCGUUCGACCUCAGCACCUCAACAGAUUUUUCCAUGGAGCGGUUAGAGUUUUUGGGUGACGCAAUCCUCGACAGCAUCGCCGUAGCUUCUCUUUGGUCUCACGAACGAGAGUUCUCCAACCGGGAGAUGCAUCUGCUCCGAACCGCUGCGGUCAACGCCGACAUCCUUGGCUUCCUGGUGAUGGAAUGGACAAUCACACAGGAGGCAACGACCAUCACAGAAGAUAGAACCACCAUCACCUCCCAGACGAAAUUGCCUUUGUGGAAGUUUAUGCGGCAUACACGCCCCGAGGUCGCUACCAUACAGCGAGAUGCGGAAGAGAGGCACAAGGCCGAGAGAGAGGCGGUUCUCCACGCCUUGAAGCACGGAAUCGAGUACCCUUGGGCGCAGCUAGCUCACCUUCACAUCCCCAAGUUCUUCUCCGACAUGUUCGAGAGCCUGCUGGGCGCAGUGUGGGUGGAUUCCGGCUCUAUGGAGACCUGCACAGAGAUGGUCAACCGGGCCGGCAUCCUGCCUUGCCUACAGAGGUUCCUGAGGGACGGCGUCGAUGUCGUGCACCCGAAGAACAAGCUAGGAGAACUGGCGGCUAGGGGCCGCAAGAAGGUCAGGUACGAAGUUGAUGUCCGGGACUCUGACGGUGCUGCUAAGGAGCUGUGCUGUAAGGUGUUUGUGGGCGAGGAGCUCGUGGUCGAGGUUGGGGCUGGUGUUACCCCCGAGGAGGUUGUGACGAAGGCUGCGGAUGAGGCUUACAAGCUUCUCCGGGCCUCGGGGGCGGCUUCUGAUGAAGUUAUGAUGGAAUGA